AUCUGUCAAACUGUUCCGGCCAUUAGUGGAAAUCGAAAAAUUGCAAAAAUAUUUUUGCAAUAAAACAAAAUAUCGCGACAAUAUCGUAGUUGUAGUGGUUUAAUAUUAAGAUUGUAGUUUCCUGUUUCACAAGUUUGUUUGUACGGCCUCACCGUGGAUCCUCACAUAAGCGUGGACAUGUGCACGGGCGAGUCGUGGCGCGGCGGCGUGGCGCGCUCGCCGUCCCACGAGUCCGUCACCACGGACCUCUCGCUGUUCAGCGUCUCGUCCGCCGCCUCCGACGCCAGGGUGCUGCGGCUACUGGCCUGCAAGGCGGGGCAGGGUCCAGACCCGUCGCUACGAGUGGCAAGCCCCAACCCAGAUAGUAAAUCUUUGAAACGUCCGUCGUCGUCGUCCCUCCCGCUGGCGGCGGACCAGUGCCGCGAGCUGCUGGCGGGGUGCGCGGCGCUGUGUGCGCAGCUCGGGCUGCGGCGCUCCUUCAGCGCCGCCGACGUCGCCAGCCGGGAGCCCUGUCUGCCCCUGCGGAGUGCUACAUCAGAAGUGGGCCUCUCCGCAGCCCUGGAGGCUCUCACCAUGAGCGCAGCAUCACGGUCCUGUAGCACCUGGGUGGCUGUGGGUGGGUCCCAGCUGCCGUCCCCGCAGCGCUCGCAGCUCGUGCAGCCGCAGCGGUGUCUGCUCAGCGAUAAUAAGAAGGUCCGGCAGAGCUACAUAAAGCGUCGCCUGCUGACGACGUACCGGGCGCUCGAGCGGAUGUCGCAGUCUGACUUCAACCUCGACCGACUCGAGGCGGCGGCGGCGCUGGCAGCGGGCGGCGCGGGCGGCGUGAGUCUGCCGGUCCCCACGCAGAGACACACCCGGAUCGUACACCCCGAAGCGGCAGCCCUAGCGCUGACGGCGGCGGAUUUAGAGCGCGAGCGCGGGCGGCCGCUGUCCAAGUACGAGCGGAACAUGAUGAUCUUCAACUGGCUCCACACCCUCGACGAGCCCGCGCCCUUCUAGUCGCCGGGUGCCACACACCCGCCACCAGGUCUAUGCCACCACCUAUUGCUGCAAGCUACACGACUAGAGUCCGGAUCCAUUGUCCUCAACUCCACUGAGCAUUGUCUGCAGUCCACUCCCCCCAUAUUUCAAAGUCCACUACCCUACCACUAGUCCAAAAUCCACUACCAUUUUUUGAAGUCCACUAUUUUUCAAGAUCCACUACCUUAAUGCUAGUCCAAAGUCCACUAUCCAUUACAACCCCAUAAGGGGGCGUUCAAGUAAGUACGUAACGCAACUGUUGAUUAUUUUGCCCACGGCACUCUCCCCUCCCCCUCUGGAAACGCAACGUACUAUUUUACUUUAAAUAAAUAAAUAAACGUAAUGUUUUUAUGUAUAGAGGAGAGCGGGGGGGGGGGAGACACCCCCUCUCUCUAAACGUUAUGUAAUGCUCAAAUAAUCAUUUUUAACCUAAUGUCAUAAUUAAUAAUAAGUUACAGUUUUUAUUCCAUUUGUAAGAAAGGCGCU
Molecule: messenger RNA, 1506 nt
Organism: Spodoptera frugiperda (fall armyworm)
Lineage: Eukaryota; Metazoa; Arthropoda; Insecta; Lepidoptera; Noctuidae
Exons: 9
Coding region: 178-999 (273 amino acids)
Source: RefSeq, a predicted model, not a curated record